Molecule: messenger RNA, 798 nt
Organism: Caenorhabditis elegans
Lineage: Eukaryota; Metazoa; Nematoda; Chromadorea; Rhabditida; Rhabditidae
Gene: mrpl-10
Product: Large ribosomal subunit protein uL10m
Source: RefSeq, marked reviewed
GAUGUUAAACCAGUCGUUAAGACCACUAGUCAAUGUACAAGUGCGAUCAGUUUCUUCGAAGUAUCCACGUCCAACUCCACGACAUUUCAAACGCCGUUUAUUUGAAGCUGCGUUAAAACCGGAGCUCCCACCAACUGUGAACAUGUGUAUUCCACCGGGACUUAUUAAGAGAGAACAUACGGGAAAGUCGAAAGAGUAUUCCGACGUAGAGCUAGCCUUGUCGAAUUUGGUUCGUGAUUGGAUGGUAAGGGAAGAGUUUCGUGUGAUGGCUGUAUGCCAAUUCUUACCAGUUCCUGGAAGGACUCUGUGGUUUGCAAAAAAUCAAUUGCGAUCAAAGAAUAUCGAGUUCAGAAGUUACGGAAAUAAGAUUCUGAAAAAGAUUUUUGAUAAAACUCCGAUGUCAUCCCUGAACACAGUUCUUGUUGGAAAUAACGCCAUCCUUCUAGCCAAAGAUAUUUCUGCUAUCAAAUCAAUUCUUCAAGAAACCGAUAAACUUAAUUGGAUCGAACCACUUGUAAUGAUGGCCGAUGGUAGAAUUGUGGAUAUGGUGGAUGCUCGCGAACUAGCAAAACUUUCUUCACUUGAAGAUCUUCGAGCACAUACAGUACAGCUUCUUGGACAACAAGUCGCGCAAGUCACAAUUUCUCUGGAUACAGUUACACGUCAUCUCCCAUCACUUUUGGAUUCUCAUAUCUCCACAAACCAGGAAGCAAAAAAAUAAUAAUUUCGUUUUUUUAACAGAAAAGCUAGUGUAGAUUUGUUAUUGAAUUUUUUAUUACCAUAAAUCCAUGAAAGCUA